Messenger RNA from Danio rerio (zebrafish), 4205 nucleotides. Lineage: Eukaryota; Metazoa; Chordata; Actinopteri; Cypriniformes; Danionidae. The record is from RefSeq and is a predicted model, not a curated record.
UCUUGUGUGGACAGAUUUGCAGGUAGUGAUUUAAAGUUAACAAUAAUUUAAGGUCGCACAAUGGAGGUUUUCCGGUGAAUAUUAGACCAAUAAGACAUAUAAAUCGACCCGAAAUGCUAUAAAACAUGUGGAUUUACAUUCCCCUUGAGAAGAAGUUUCUGUGGCGCGUGUUUUUGCUGCUCACUUGGACUGCUGUACAGACUUUCGGAGCUUCUUUCUAUGGAGAUGGUUUUGUGCAUUUGAAAACAGUUGAGUUGUCAAGUCAGACAUCUAUCCAUGUACGGUUUCGAACCUCUGGAUCCAGUGGACUGCUGUUUUUGGCAGCCGGAGAGAAGGACUUCCUCUGGGUUGGGCUGCAUUCUGGCAGAAUAGAGGUGCGGAUUGAGUUUGGAUCUGGGGAACAGACUGUUCGCUCUGAGAAGGGUAUCCCUUUGAAUGAUCUGACCUGGCAUGCAGUAGAACUCCAGCAUGACCAUGAAAACAUUACACUGACUGUGGACAAAAACUCUGUAACAACUGUAAGGAUGCCAGGGCCUGACCUUGAGCUGGACGUGCAGGAUGGUCUUUUUGUCGGAGGCGUUGGAGAUCUGGAAAAAUCCUACCUCUCAGCAGAUGAUUCUUCUUUUGGCUUUCGAGGGUGUGUGGAUGAGGUUCUUUUCAAUGAGCAUAACCUUCUGUCGUCCCUUAGGCCAUACUCUGGAUACAAAAUGAUUCAUGAAGUGUCACUUGGUUGCAGUCCAGAAUUCUCAGCAACUGUCAACAAUUCAAUAAGUUUCUUCAGUUCCAAAGCGUACAUGUCAUUGCCAAUGUGGGACGUGCCUCAAGAAGGUGUAUUUGAAUGUGAACUUCGAACAGUAUAUUCAGAGGGGAUAUUUUUAUACAGCUCUGCAGGCCAAGGAGACUACAUUGCCCUGGAGAUCCAAAAGGGUCACCUUGUUGCCAUCCUAAAAAUAGGUGCAACCAAAACAGUAUUGCGUUCAUUGAUGGUCGUCAAUGAUGGGGCAUGGCACAUUUUGCGGCUUUAUCUGUCUCCUUUAAAUCUUCAGUUUACUCUUGGUUUGGAGAUGCACAAUUCUAGCUUUGGGAUUAAUGCCAGUGCAUUACAGUUUAUCGGGCCUCUUUUUCUAGGAGGGGUGGAUGCCAACACUUACACAGACGUCCGCAAGAAUGGACUGCUGUCUAUGUUAGGCAAGCGUAUAGCAGGAGGGUCAUUUAAAGGCUGUCUUCGAAAUAUCAGAGUUAAUUACCAAAGGAUGGGCCUUCCAAAAGCAUUGGUUACCAAGGACAUAUCUGUUGGUUGUGAACCAGAAAAGCUAUUUGGUCCUACUACUGCAAGUCCAUCAACUAACGCCUUAUAUUCUGAAAAUUAUACAGAUGUUCCAGCUGAGCUGGACAAAAGGAAUUUUCUUUUACUCAAAGAUUUAGAGGUUCUUGAAGGUAGUCGAGCACCACUUGAGUCUAAACACAUAAAGAUUAAUCUAGACUUCCGUAAGCUUGGGAUCCGUCAGUCACAGAUUAUGUUUCGUAUUGAGGAGCAGCCAGUCCAUGGGCAACUCCGACUGGAUGUUGACUCUGAUUUGGGCGAGAACACCUUUAGUAUGCUGGACCUCUGGCACAAAAGGGUCAUGUAUGUCCAUGGAGGAUCUGAGGACCUAUUUGAUUUUUUCAUGUUUUCUAUCUUGACCAGCAGCAAAAAGGAAGUGCCUAGCUGUCUCAAAGGGAACCGCCUGCACAGAUUCAACAUCAGUAUAACACCUGUCAAUGAUGCUCCUGAACUUAGUCUCCCUGAAGGCAGUCUCUUCAUUAUGGUGGAGCACUCAAGACGUCAUUUGAGCACAGAUGUCCUCAGAGUCAUCGACCCUGACACGAACUCAACAGAUCUUAAGUUUACAGUGCUUGGAAACCUGAUUGUUAACUCAGGGUUUAUAGAAAUUGACGAACACCCAGGCAAAGCAGUGACAUCCUUUUCCCUAAGUGAUCUAGAGGAGGGUAAAGUGAAUUAUGUGCACAAAGGUGUCAAGAACUCCAGAAUGGCACUUAGAGUAAGUGAUGGGGACAAGGUAAGCAACACUGUGGUAUUUAGGAUCAUCGCUGUUCCCCUAGAAUACAAGCUCACCAACAAUACUGGAGUAGAGGUAAUCCAAGGUGAUGCAACCUUUAUUAGUAACAAAAAUCUUGCUAUUCAAGUGAACGUCCCUAAACAAGCAGUGGAUAUUCGCUAUGAUAUCACAGUGCCACCAGUUUAUGGUGAGCUGCAAAGGCUACAUUCAAGUGGGCAGUGGAAGCAAACAAGCACAUUUACACAGAAACUUUUGGAAAAGGAGCGUCUCCGAUACCUCAGCACCUUCCAUGGGACACAGCAAAGUAAUAUCACAGACAGUUUCAAAUACAAAGCCACACUUGGCUCAGUCAUUACUGACGAGUUUUUAUUUCUGAUUAGAGUUCGCUGGAUACGAUACAGAAUCACCAAAAAUAAGGUUGAGAUAGAGGGUAAACAAAAAGUCACAUUGUCACCUCAAGAAUUUCAUGUUGUCACCAAGGGUGCAAGACUUACGGAAAAUGACCUUCACAUUCGUUUGUUGACAUUACCAAGGAAAGGACAUCUUCUUCUUGAUAAUAAGAUUUUAAAAAGGAACUCUACUUUUAGCCAAGAUUGCAUUGCUAAACAAAAGUUACAAUAUGAGCUCUUAGAAAAGGCACAUGAUGAUGCAAGGGACAUGUUUCAUUUUCAGGUUUUCUCAAAAUAUGCCAUGUCGGGGAUCCAUGAGUUCAAAAUCAGUAUUAAAGCAGAUAUUCAUGAUAUAAUUUUAAGUAAUCAUGGACUUUCUGUCUUGGAAGGGGAGAGCAAGGUCAUUACUAACACGAUGCUUUUCUCAGAGACAGCCAGCUCCCGAAUGGUACACUACACUGUUACUAACAUCCCUAAACAUGGGAUACUGCAGAAAAUAAAUCUCUCCAAUUCCUCUUCAAGAAAUGACACCAUAACAGAGUUUACUAAUCAGGACAUUUUGGAUGAACGCAUAAUGUAUGUCCAUGACGAUAGUGAAACCACACAGGAUGCAUUCAGGUUCGUGGCUUCUUUUGGCUCUCUGAAAAAUAAGACUCUCGGUACGGAGGGUGUAUUUAAUAUUUCCAUUCAGCUAGUUAAUGAUGAGAAACCAGUUCGUGUUGUGGAUAAAGUCUUCCAUGUGGUGCAUAACAGUCAGCGGUUACUUACACUGGAAGACUUGUGCUACCAUGAUCCGGACACAGACUUUGAUGACAAAGAUCUGCUUUAUACUAGACGAAAGAUCCCCACGGGUGAGCUAGUCCUGGUAAAUGACACCACACACAAGCUUUAUCAAUUCCAUCAGAGGGACUUAGAAGAGAAGAGAGUGCUGUUCAUUCACAAAGGAGCAAGUUAUGGUCGCUUCAUCCUCUUCAUAUCAGACAGCAAACACUACACAUCAACAGUACUUGAAGUGUCAGCCCAGGAUCCAUUUGUUGAAGUGGGCAACAACACGGGUCUUUUGGUACAGAAAGGGCAGGCAGCCAUUUUAGGAGUUGCUAAUUUCAGUAUUUCCACUAAUAUGGAUGUCAGGCAUGAUGAAGAAGUGGUCUUUGAGGUCUUUCUACCACCAAGCCAUGGGACUCUUUACUGCAAUGGAAUCAAAACAAAUACUUUCACACAACAUGACGUAAAGAUGGAUCAUGUAAUAUAUCAUCAUGAUGACAACGAAAUCCUGGAGGACUUUUUUAACAUCACUAGCAAAGUGAAAGGUUUGCAUCUGGAUGUAAGUGUGAACAUUAAAGUGUAUCUUGAGAGUCAUCAGCAGCCCCCAACAGUCAUUCACAAUAACCCAAUCUUGGUGGAUGAAGGAAAGCCUGUUAAAAUCACCAAGGAAGUUCUCCAGGUUAUUCAUGAGGAUAACAAACCUUAUGAAUUUUUGUAUACUGUGAAGGUGGCACCCGCUCAUGGUUUUCUGAGGAUAUCUAUGGUGAAAGAAAGUCACUACCGUGGCAGCCAGGAGAGUCCCAUAGAGAGCUUUUCACAGGGUGAUAUUAAUGAAGGGCAUGUUCAGUAUGUUCAGAACGAGAAAGGGUAUGUCAAUGACUCCUUCGCACUUGAUGUAACCAAUGGCAUUCUAACAUUACGUGAAGUUUAUUCAUAAACUAAUUUCGAGAGGAUCACGUGCUUAUGAUUUAUCACGUCCAGUCUCGCAUUU